This is a messenger RNA of Megalobrama amblycephala (Wuchang bream), 3072 nucleotides long. Its product is annotated as uromodulin-like. The record is from RefSeq and is a predicted model, not a curated record. The transcript has 9 exons. The coding region runs from base 356 to 1690 and encodes 444 amino acids. NCBI's taxonomy places the organism in Eukaryota, Metazoa, Chordata, Actinopteri, Cypriniformes, Xenocyprididae.
CUGAUUAAUACAAAUAUUCCACGCUGCACAGUUUUGGGCAUUUAUUAUUAAACAUUUUCAUUUAAUUCACUGAAAUAUUGUUAAGGUUCUCUUAUUUCUUUCACUUAACUCUGUACAUUACUCAAAUAAAAUGUUUGAAUUACAAAAGCAGCUUUUUCCAGCAUAUGACAAAUGGCACUUAGAUUCAUAGCUUUGUCAGAGGCAGUUGCAUAAUUGAAUAUUGUUGAUGCAAGUUGCAUGUGACUCGGCACAAAACAAAGAAUGUUGUAUGUUCAGCCAAAUUUUCCCCACCUAUAUAAAAGCUCACACACCUCAACUCAUAUUUGUACAUAGUGAAUUGACAAUAAAAUGAGUUAUGUUAGACACACAUACCUGGACCAGAAUGAAGGUUUUAGUUGUCCACAUCUGGCUUCUCUUACUGCUCCUGUGCCUAAGAAACAGGAACCUGGCUGCAGGUGAGUGUUCAGUGCCCACAGCGCUCUGCUGUGACGGAGGUGAGGUAUGCAAACGUGGUGGGUGUAACUGUGAUGAGGCUUGCUGGACAUUCAAUGACUGCUGUCCUGACUACUAUGAGACAUGCAUUCAAAUGAAUUCACCUUUAUUAAUAUCCUCACCAUCUCCAUCCAUAUCACCAUCAUCACCAACAUCAACCUCACCAGGCUCACCAAUUUCAGGACCAUCUUCACCAUCCUCAUCAUCUUCACCAUCUUCACAAACCUCCGCACCAACAUCACCCUCAUCAUCACUUUGUAAUAACUGCACUGAAAAUGAGGCUUGCCAGGAGAGAGGUGGUGUCUAUGGCUGUGGUUGCUUGCAAGGACAAAGACCAAAUCCUGAAAUCUUUGAUGCUGUGGGGUCUUGUAUCAGCAACACUGGCUCCAUAUCUCUCUCCCGCUGCCAGCUCUUUGAGUCUGGGUUUUAUCCUGAGACCCUGCACCUAAAUGACCCAAGCUGCAAAGGAACCCUUGAGAAUGGCAGACUUCUGUUUUAUUUUGACAAUGAAGGCCAAAUAUGUGGUACCACUCUGACGAGCAACAGUACUCACUUCAUCUACCAAAACUCCAUUCAGUUUAACCCAAAGAACACUGAACAGAGCAUCAUUACAAGAGGUAUAUGGAUGAACAGUACAUUUUCUUGUGCAUACCCUCUGAUCCAGAACCUAUCUAUGCCCAUUAGUUUCCGAGCUGAAGGCGGUGUGGUAAGUGAUGAACUUCCUGCUGGACAGGGCACAUACCAAAUCCGCAUGAUACCCUACCAUGAUGCACAGUUUACUAUUCCAUAUGAUGAGGAGCAAGUACAAGUGAACCAGCAGAUGUAUGUGGCUGUUAAGGUGGAAGGAGUGGAUAGAAAUCAAAUCGCAACAGUUCUGGACAACUGCUGGGCCACACCAGUUAAUGAUGCUGGAUAUCAUAUUCGCUGGAAUCUAAUUAGUAGAGAAUGUCCAAACCCCGAAGAUGCCGCAGUGGAAGUUCUUCAGAAUGGUAUUGAUACAACAAGCCAUUUCUCCUUCAGGAUAUUGACCUUCUCAGGGAUUUCUGACCACAUCUUCCUGCACUGUGAGGUUCAUCUUUGCCUUGUACAGAACGGCCGAUGUGCACUGUUAUGCAACCAUGGAUAUAGAACUAAAAGGCAGAGAUCUUUGGACUUCCUGUACUCUGCAGCAAUCUCCAUUGGUCUGAAAGCUCAGUAAACCUGAUAAAUGAAAGAGCUUGCAAUUUUAAUCAAAAAAUUUUUAUAUAAAUUAUUUAAAGAACUUUCUUGUCUUUAAACAUCUAGAUUUCAAAGAGAUGUUGCAGAUAUUUUAAAUAAACAUAUCACUUAUGAAAAUUAACUGGUUGGUGAAAAAGAUUUUGGAGGAACUACUACAUUUAACCCAGAGAAAACAAAUUAAUUAUUUUAAAAAUCUCUCUAACUCUGUAUCCAUGUAUUGCUUUAUAGUUAUAGAUGAAGUGUUAUUCAAAACAGUAUAUACAAAACUAAGUUCUUGGGUGUAUAUGAGUUAAAUUUAGGUGGAUAUUUACAAUAAGUGGAAUUAAAUGAAAGUCUCUCUUUCUCUUUGUUCAAGGAGUAAUCUUGGAACACAUUAUACCAAACAAACCUAGAAUAAAACUCUUAGCAAUGAAGAAAAAACUUUGUGACAUUUUUUUGAACGUCACUCAGAGAUCAUGCAUCUCAUAAAAUGUAACUUGUAGUUCUGACAGAGUAAGAACAAUAGCAUUUACUGUACCUGUGUGCUCAUUAAAAAGAAGUUACACCCAUCCAGAGAUAAAUAUGAGUUGUUCCUCUCAAUGUAGUAUAACUUUGUUGGCAAGGCAGGCAAGACAUGACAGUACAAGACGCCCAAACGGGGAAACAUCCACAACUGACACACACACACAUACAAUUACAUACACACAUGCUCUCCCUUUCAUUAAUGCUGUGUAUCGCUCUGGGGACUGUAAGCUGGAUCACGAACAGUUGGUGCUGAUCCAUCCUUGAGUAAACUUUUUGGCAAAACCUUUUUUGUAUUGUACCUCUGUACUGACAUUCUUUCAUAAAUAGACUGAUUUGUGUAAAAUGAUUCGUUGAGACAUAAAAAAUUUAAAUAUAUGGGGGCACAUUCCCUUCAAAAAUAAAACUAAUCCACUGCGUCUUUAGCGGCUCUGAUGUCAGGAGUACAUGGAGACUGUUAUGUUCACUCUUACAUCCAACAACAAAACACAAAACACCUCAAUCACUUAGUUACGAGACAUUAUUUUCGCUACAGCUGCUAAAGCUUGGAGAAAAUGGUGGACUGUGUACAACUCGCUAAUUAUCAUUCCUGAGAAUACUUCGUUACACCAGAAGAUAUAUAAUAUCCAUACUUGAAUGCUUUGAGGGAAACACCUUGAUAAAGUCUGUAUGAGUAUAAAGAAGGUGAUAUACUUUAUCAGCCACUGGGUAAGGAUCAGGACUUACAGGCCCAUGGGAGUAACAUUGUGAUCUUUGCCACGCAAUGCCACACCCUGUGUGAAUAAAUAUUCCUUUCCACUUUUUACAUUGCUUAUGAGAGAUAACCAUGGUCAUGAAGUUGUUGUUGCAUACAUAAUAUCA